Messenger RNA from Cutaneotrichosporon oleaginosum, 399 nucleotides. RefSeq lists its product as uncharacterized. NCBI's taxonomy places the organism in Eukaryota, Fungi, Basidiomycota, Tremellomycetes, Trichosporonales, Trichosporonaceae. The record is from RefSeq and is a predicted model, not a curated record.
AUGCGCCUCCUCGCCAUCCUCCUCCUCGCCGUAGUGGCCGCGGCCGCCCCCAAGACGACGCGCAAGCCGGCCCCCACUGCCUCGUCAGACGCCGCAGUCGCGGCAGGCAUUCCGCUCUGGCGCCGCGAACCCUCCAUCGAGAAUCUUCCACCCACUGCGCACGCCGGGCCUGCCAACGACCAGAACGGGCCCCACUGCGGCAAGAGGGCGAGGGGAGGCGGGCCGCCCAAAUGGCGGCGCGACAAGCAUUACGCACGCGGGUGUGCCGGCGUGAAGGCUGCGGGCGGGCACGCGCGUCGUGCGCCCGAGGCUAAGGAGGACGACGCGGCUGAGACGAAGGACUCGCACGCCCCCCAGCACGGAUACGGCGGGAUCGUCGGCGCUCUCCUUGGUUGGUGA